AUGAUGAAUAUCCUUCAUUCUCCAAUAUUCCGCGGGGUAUUGUCGAGAAUCAGCGGCUGCCUCGCACUUAAAAACGGUCAAGAAUAUCCAUCCGAGAUGGCAGUUUAUGAAUGUGCCGGUGUAUGGAAAGAACUACUGUUGCGGGGUAAUUAUCGGAGAAAGGAUGGGAUCAACUGCUCAUCAUUUGUCAUUCGAAGUAUACAGAAACUUUUGAAUGGAGGGACAUUAAGGGGUCAGGGAUUUGACAUCCACAGUGGCCCCUGGCAUUUCCCAUUUAUCGGUGAGAAACAGAGGGAUUUUGAGGAGAAAUAUAAUGUUCUAAUUGUACUGAUUACGGUGGAAGGGCUAGGGAGUACUGACCGAUAUCUCUGUAUCUUCCCGUGCAACAAGCCCGACACUUUUCUCUGCUUUUGGUAUAAAUCGACUGGAUACUUCCAUAUUUCCAUGGAUUCUCCCGACAAUAUCGAUAAAUACGAGCAAAUGGAGUUGGGAAUCAUUCCAAAAGACGAGACAAUGAAAGUGACAUCGGAGAAGAUCAAUGAAUGGACAUAUAAACGGAUAGGUCUGGACGGCCAAAUACCGACCAACAUUCGA
Molecule: messenger RNA, 594 nt
Organism: Mesorhabditis spiculigera
Lineage: Eukaryota; Metazoa; Nematoda; Chromadorea; Rhabditida; Rhabditidae
Source: the annotation of a GenBank genome assembly